AUGGAAUGCAACCUGUACCAACUUAUGAAAGACAGGGAGAAGAUGUUUUCUGAGGGUGAAGUUAGGAAUUGGUGUUUUCAAGUUUUCCAAGGUCUUGCUUAUAUGCAUCAGCGUGGAUACUUCCACCGUGAUCUGAAGCCUGAGAACUUGCUGGUUAUCAAGGAUAUCAUAAAAAUUGCUGAUCUUGGCCUAGCACGUGAGAUCAGUUCAGAACCACCCUACACUGAUUAUGUCUCCACACGCUGGUAUCGUGCUCCUGAAGUGCUACUUCAAUCUUAUGUGUAUAGCUCCAAAGUUGACAUGUGGGCAAUGGGUGCUAUAAUGGCUGAACUAUUGUCUCUUCGUCCUCUUUUCCCUGGUGCCAGUGAAGCGGAUGAGAUCUACAAAAUAUGCGGUGUGAUAGGCAGCCCAACUAUUGAAUCAUGGGCUGAUGGGCUGAAACUUGCAAGGGAUAUAAACUAUGAGUUCCCACAACUUGCUGGUGUGCAUCUUUCGGCACUGAUACCAUCUGCGAGUGACGAUGCAGUCAGCCUUAUCAGGUCGCUUUGCUCAUGGGAUCCCUGCAAGAGGCCAACAGCUGCACAGGCCCUUCAACAUCCCUUUUUCCGGACUUGUUUUUACGUUCCUCCAUCCCUUCGUACUAGAGCAGUGUCGAGAACUCCUCCAUCUCAGCAAGGGGUUAGGAGAUAUUCUAGCAUGUUACCUAAUUCAAAGCUCACCAAUAACUUCUCUUCUCCGAAAUUACAUCUUCCUUUAGCUUUGGAUACGGUGAAUCAGAAUGAAAGUAAGAAUGAGAAGUCCAUGAAUACUGUUCAACAAUCAAAAUAUCGACAGCCUGGAAAGGAAAGCCCAACUUCUAUGAAUCUUGGUAGCCGCCCAACUCCAAUGAAGGAUGGAGUUAAUUGGAUUUCUGAAUCUGGAAACUUCAUGCUGAGAGCUGCACAGCCGAUCCUCACCGGAAGAAUUUUCAGUUAAAAGGUUGCUGGAUGAGGAUUGCGUUACCGUUACCGUU
Molecule: messenger RNA, 1012 nt
Organism: Arachis ipaensis
Lineage: Eukaryota; Viridiplantae; Streptophyta; Magnoliopsida; Fabales; Fabaceae
Source: RefSeq, a predicted model, not a curated record